Liolophura sinensis is the source of this 7215-nucleotide messenger RNA. Its product is annotated as sodium-dependent dopamine transporter-like. The record is from RefSeq and is a predicted model, not a curated record. Gene Ontology annotation, cellular component: plasma membrane. Lineage: Eukaryota; Metazoa; Mollusca; Polyplacophora; Chitonida; Chitonidae. Gene Ontology annotation, biological process: amino acid transport; nitrogen compound transport; sodium ion transmembrane transport.
AUAGAGCCAAUAUUAAGGCAGGCGGGAACCGCGGGUUUAUUCACAGUGACGCGUCUAUGUCAAACUCGGCCUGGGUAACUUGAAGUUUCGCGUUUCAGGCUUCGACGUUGGUAUAUACCUUCUCUGUUCAUCCUUAACCUGGACUUUGUAUGUGGACUUACACAAACGCUGUUUCACGUGCUCUAUCAAAAAGGAUGCUGUUCACAGUGAUAUAAAAGUAGUCUUCAGUGUUGAGAAGCUGGGCCUGAAGGGGCGAAGCGAGUGGAAAGUUUCCUGGCCUCAUCAUGGGAGAUCCAGAAAACGUGGAAUUACAAAGUGUAAAACACAGAGAGGAUGUGGACGUGACACAGCGGGGCAAUGAUUACACUGGAGCAAAUGACGUCGCCUUCAAAGAGAAGGACAAACCUACGGGAGAUCACCAAGAAAAAUCUCUCUUACAAAAUGACUCUAAGAAACCAGCCAAGGUUAAAAUGGUGGAGGUGUAUUUGACAGAACCAGAAAGUCCUCCAGAAUAUGAGAGAGGACAGUGGGGAAAGAAGCUUGACUUUUUGCUCUCCAUGAUUGGAUAUGCUGUGGAUUUGGCAAAUGUCUGGAGAUUUCCGUAUUUGUGUUAUCGUAAUGGAGGAGGGGCAUACCUCAUCCCGUACUUCGCCUGUCUCCUAGUCGGUGCCCUGCCUCUCUUCUACAUGGAACUCGUCCUCGGUCAAUUUCACCGUGAAGGCGCAAUCACUGUCUGGAAAAUAGUCCCAAUUUUCAAGGGUGCUGGUAUGGCCGUGUGCUGGAUGUCCUACCUAGUCGCUUUUUAUUACAACGUUGUUAUUGGCUGGAGUUUUUAUUACCUGUUCGCAUCGUUCACGAAGGUUCUGCCAUGGACCACCUGUCAUAACGAGUGGAACUCCGUGAACUGUUGGCGGGAAGACUGGUCAGAGAACUUUACCAACCUCUACAACAGAAGCUAUAACGAAAACUCUUCCGUCUCCUCUGUGAACGAGUACUUCGAACGCGGGGUCCUGCUCCUUCACAAAAGUGAAGGCUUACAUAACUUAGGACCUGUCAACUGGAAACUAGCCCUCUGUACUUUGGCGGCGUUUGUCAUCCUGUUUUUCGGCCUGUGGAAAGGCGUCAAGUCUUCUGGAAAGGUGGUAUGGGUGACCGCCACAGCUCCGUACCUCAUCCUCACUAUACUGCUCAUCAGGGGUCUCAUGCUGCCCGGCUCUGCGGACGGGAUCAAGUACUUCAUUACCCCUAGGCUGGACAGGCUGGCCAGCUCACAGGCCUGGAUUGAUGCAGCAGUACAGAUUUUCUUCUCCAUCGGAGCCGGAUUUGGUGUCCACGUGGCUUUUGCAAGUUAUAACAAGUUUAAUAAUAACUGUUAUAGAGACUGUCUGAUAACAGCUGGAGUUAACAGCUUCACCAGCAUAUUCUCCGGUUUCGUCAUUUUCUCCUACCUUGGUUACAUGGCGCACAAGUCGGAAAGGGAUAUAUCAGAAGUCGCCACGGAAGGUCCCGGGCUGACGUUUGAGGUGUACCCAGAAGCCGUGGCUACCAUUCGAUCAGUAGCCUGGUCCAUCAUCUUCUUCGUCAUGAUGUUGAUGUUGGGUAUUGACAGUGCGAUGGGAGGGUUAGAAUCAGUGCUGACCGGAGUUCACGACGCUUUUAAAGAAAAGUUUACUCGUUUUAAGUACUCUCGUGAACUGUUUACCCUGUUUGUGGUGUCUACCUGCUUCCUCUUCACGUUACCGUGUAAUACAGAGGGAGGAAUGUAUGUGUUCAAGAUACUUGAUACGUACAUCGCCGGGUCGGCUUUAUUAUUUGCAGUUGUCUGCCAGGCCAUCGCUGUAGGCUGGUUUUACGGCGUGGACCAGUUUUCAGAAGACAUCCACAGUAUGUUGGGCUUUCGUCCUGGUAUUUACUGGCGUCUUUGUUGGAAGUUUUUCAGUCCAGGACUCUUACUGCUUAUCGUAGUGGUCAGUUUUGUGGAGCAUGUGCCCUUGAACUAUCAGAGUAAAACCUGGGGAACUUACAACUACCCGGAGUAUGCAAAUGCCAUAGGCUGGAUGUUUGCAAUAUCAUCUAUGUCGCUCGUCCCAGGCUAUGCUAUCUAUCUUCUGUUGACCACAAAAGGCUCAUUCUCAGAGCGUGUGGCAAUUUGCAUAUCACCAGAAUGGGAGCAUGAAGAAAUUCGACAAAAGAAACAAGUCAAACGUUUCCAGAGAAGUCACUGGUUAUCAGUUUAAACCCAGCGACCAGGUAUUUUAUCUUUUAUUGUAAAACUGCCUCUUUGGAGAAGAGCCACAUAUCUGGAUAACAAAGACGACAAAGAAAUGCAGCGAAACUAUAUAUAAUGCUCUGAAUGAUGAAUGGAUUAUAAGGCCAACAACACAGUUGUUAUGUUUCACACAGUAUGGAAUACGCGAUUGUUUUUAGAAAUUUCUGUCUCAUGAGAAGAUUCCAGAACGAGCAAAAUGGACAUUAACCAAGGGCAAGGUGAACAGGAGAAAAUGACGACGAUUGGUGAUAAUUAAUACUCGACAUAAAGUGAACAUUAAGAAAAACCGUGUGCAUAUAACGUUGCUGUUCAGAUGGACUGGAGUACAAGCAGCAUGAAACUUCAAAUUAUCGAAUUAAUAUGGUGGCGUAUUCCGAGUGGAUCAAUUUGGUGGAAGUUAGUAUCGAUAUGUGUCCUUGUUCUGUGUGCCAACGUUUCGAAUGAGAGAACCAAAGUCACGUGAUGUUAAGAGAUCAGAAGACAACUUCCACUGUUUCAAAUCACACUUGUGGAGAUUGGAAUAGCUACACUUGUGGAGAUUGGGACAGUUUCACUUGUGGAGAUUGAGACAGUUACACUUGUAGACAUUCGAAAAGUUACAAUCGUGGACAUUCGGGCAGUUACAGUUGUGGACAUUCGGGCAGUUACAAUUGUGGAACGUUCGGACAGUGACAACCGUGGGCAUUCGGACAGUCACAAUCGUGGUAAUUCGGACAAGUUGUCUACAGAUGAAUCAGAGUUCUUUCGCUGGACAUAAGUCUAGUGAUUGUGUCCUGUGCUGUAUUGCCAUCCAAUCACAAAACAACAAGACGGCUUGUGUGUAGAUUGAAAACCUUGGUCACAAGGAGACAUAAGUACGACCACCAAUCCGUUGCGAGGCUAGUGAAAAAGCAAAGUCACUGAACGAGCAACAUGUGGGAUAAUACUUCCGUUGCUUUAGAUACUGACAAUACUAUGUCGCAGCGUAAAUUGACAUUUGGUUAAAUGUUUCUAUGUUGCAUACAAAAUACCACAUAAGUGACCAAUGGUUUUAUUAUCGGUCUGGGGACAGCACUUAACACUGAAGUUGUUGUUGUAUUCGGUGUAUGGAAGACCAACAGAGGGAGUUGUAUAUGAAUGCAAUUUCAAGUCAAAGAUGAGUGCUUUUAUUAAUUUGCGGUUGUCCAGUCGGUCUUCGCUGUCAGUAUGAAAAUACUAAGCUGGUCAAUCAGAUAGCCAAGUUCCCUGCUACACUGAUACACGUGAACGUGUUAUAGAGGCGUGGUUACAAUGAAACAUUGUUGACAUUCAUGUUUGACACGCGACGUCAAUUCUUUUUGUGGAAAUUAGCAGGUUUAAUAGGAUAGAUUGUCGACAAUACUCUACUCAUUGGUGAAAUAUAGGUUUCUAGAGGUUAAUAGAAAUAUUAACCUAUCAAAGUGGUGAGAAAUUGAGAGAACUCACUCAGUUAUGGGCCAUUUUCGUAAUACAUACGUUACUUCCCUUUUCAAGGAUUUACCACCCUUGACCGAAUUUAUCAGUUCAAUUAUCCCGUGCUGUGAGCAAUUGUAAGUGUCAUUGUUAUGGAAUUUAAGCAGUCACAGUGAUUAUCUGUGAGUAAUCCGCAUUUGAAUUUAUUUGUGAAGUUAACUACUUUUGAAUCAUUGCACUUUGCGUAUGUGCAUCGAGAAACAGAUAAAGUAACUGGUAAUAUUUUCUGUUGUCCCGUAUGCUUUAGUACUGAAAUAAAAGACAGAUACCUAUCGUGAGUGGAAGUAAUUCCCUGAAAAGGGGAGUGAUCUGUGUAUCACGAAAAUAGGGAAGAGCGUCAUAUUAAUCUAUGUACAUCUUUUUAUACGUACAUGAACCUGCCCCAUUGUACAUUACGAGACAAGGUAGUGAUGUUAUUCAUGUUUGAUUCUUUGUUAAGCAAUAAUCGACUAGAGUUUUUGUGUACAAGAACAGGUAGGUGUUUGUGUUUUAAACAUUUCACGUUCAAGAUUAUACCCUGUUCUUAUACCAACUUUUGUAUUAACGACUCUAGCAUUAGAAUCUCAGGUAUGUUACGAUCUACAUAAAUUUGUAUUUCACCGUUUUUGUACGCUAUAACGUAUUCCGAUUGGAUCCCAUUACCACGUGAUCCUCUGUAACAUAUACUCCAUUCCUCUAUACACCUCCCCUUUUUGGUUCCAAAUACAUGCACCUCUGUGUCAUUCCACUGAGUCUGUAAUUUUGUCUCGAAGCUUCCAUUUUCCUGGACAAUUGAUCGUAUUUCGGGAACUUAAAAGUGUCUUUCGAACACAUACACAAAUGAUUUGCAGUUACCUCCCCUGAGAGAUUUUCUAAUCACUCUCAUGAUAUUUCAGUUCUGAUAAGGCGUUAGUGACGAAUGGUGAUGCAGUGCUCUGUUGUUUAAUGUCGAGAUUAUAGGUGCAUUGAUCAGUGAACUCUGUUGAUUCAGACUGAGUUGGUAGGUGCUCUGAUGGUUACACUGAUGACUGAUGGUGCCGUAUUUUUGCUCAUAGGGGAAAUAUGUUGGUGAAAUAAUGAGUAAUGAUGCUGUUUUUGUAUGUUUAAGGCUAAAUUGGUGGGUGCACUGAUGCCAUGUUUUGCUGUUUAAGGGUAAAUUGUAUGUGCAGUGAUGGUCAAUGACAGUGUUUUGUUGAUGGUUAAUGGGCUGUUGUGUCGAAUUUGAUAUUAAGAAUGAUUAAUGAACGCUCCGUGUUUUACUGUUAUUAGUCAAAUUGAUAGGUGGACCGAUGGGUCAAGAUGCCUUGUUUUGUUGUUUAAGGCUAAAUUGUUAGGUGCGCUGAGGGUUGAUCUCGCCAUGUUUUGCUGUUUAAGGCUAAAUUGACAAGUGCAUAGAUGGGUGAUGACGCCAUGUUUUGCUCUUUAAGAAUAAAUUGUACGUGCACUGAUGAGUGAUGAUGCAAUGCCGUUUUUUGCUGGGUCAUGCUAAACUGUAGAUGCUUUGAUGGUCAAUGACGCCAUGAUUUCUUGUUUAGGAGUUGGUUGGUGCAUUGAUUGAUGAACAUGACGUGUUUUGUUGUUUAGGGCGAAAUUGGUAAAUGCUCUGAUAUGGAGCCAUGCCAUUCACUGCUGUCUUAGGUUAGAUGGAUAUGCGCACUGAUUGGUGAUGAGGUCGUGUAUUGCUGUUUAAAGCUAAAUUGUAGGUGCACAUGGUUAUUGACGCCAUGGGAUGUUGUGUUGGAGUUGAUAGGUGCACUGAACAUAUAUGGUGGGACCGUGCACAGCAGUUAUAGCUUAAGUUCAUAGGUGCGCCGAAGGGCUACGCUGUUUGUUGUUUAAGGCUAAAUUGGCUGGUGGAGUAAUGGGUGAUGAGGCCAUGUUUUGGUGUUUGCGAAUAAAUUGUAGGUGCUCUGAUGGUUAAUGACGCCAUGGGAUGUUGUUUCAGAGUUGGCAGGAGCAUUGACAGGUAAACAACCCAGUUUGAAACAGAGUGAACAAAGGUGCACCAUUACAACUAGCAUGGCCACUGAUAUAGCCAACAGCCCGUCGUUUUAACGAAACUUUCUCAUCAGAAUUCAGGUUUUUUUUAUAUCCCUUCGAUCAGACAAGUCCUUCCAUGUUAGAGCACCUUUAUGACUCUGUAUUAUAUUAGAUAGUACACUGUCCGGAGGUGUACAUUUCUCUAAGAAGACAGAGAUACAUAGGGCUCAUUUGUGUUUUACUAAACAUUAAGAAAAAUAAAAAAAAAAUAAUCUGUUGUGCUUGUAAUCAAGUUUGAUAUGUAUAAAUCUUGUAAAGUUCAGAAGUACCCUCUUCCUUUUAGGUCACCUUUUUCCCCUUCAUAAUGGUAAACAAACUUUGUGUAAGCCGAAAUGAAUUCCGAAGUAGGUCAGUGAAGUGAAUUUGAUACUUUUGAUAUUGUUUUAAAUGUUCAUGUAAUUAGAGUCGAUAUAAUACUUUAUCCCGGGGUUAGGUAAAUUUACAUUUUCAGAUAUGUGAAAAAGGUAAAGAAAACAGUAAUAUGAAGUGUAUGUCAGAUGAAAGACCAGUAAAUACUGUCCACAAAGAGAGUUUGAUUUCUGUUUUUUUUAGAAUUUAUUUUCAACCUAGUAAAAUGCAUUUGAGGCUUUAGAUUCUACGGUUUUAUUACCUGGAAUGAUCGACGUCACAUCAGGUUUUCUGCUACUUCUUACACACAGACUGCUACAUUUCAUCAUUCAGAGUGCAUAUACAUAUAGGGGUAUGAGCGCAUUCACCGAAUUCACCUUAAAAGGAACUACUUCAAGCCAAAAUAUGACCGUGACGUCACUGAUACCCUCUGGGUCCUAACAGACCAUCGUAGAACCAUAUGCUUUGAAAGCAUUUUCCUCGAAUGGAAUAAUUCUUAAACAAUAAAUCAAAAUAUUUUCCAGGGCAGUAUUUAAUGGCCUUUCCUCUGAUAUUUACAUCGUUUUAGUGUUUACUUCGCCUUUAACAGACAGAUACUGUAAUCCUCAACAAACGAAAGUAGGCAUUAUGUAAAUACAUAAUACAUAUAGGCGACAUAUGUUCAUGUAGAUCUAUAUCCUGUCAUUAAAUGAGACUAUACGUGUGUUAUGUUAUGGUAUGCUGUCUGGUUACCAGGUUUAUAUGACUGUGUAUCUAUAAUUACGCACCGGUAUAUAUAGACAGACAGAUAUAAUAUUGUUGACGUUCCAUUCAUUGGAAUUCGGUAUGUAUACUGAUAUAAAUGUGUAAAUAUGAUGAUAGGAAAUUCAUAUAUAAACUAGCCUUUAUACAAACGGUGUAUAAUGUCCAUGGGUAGCUACUGAGAUUGUUUGCACUGGUCUCUGUAUAGGGUAAAUAAAAAGAAACAAAACUUUCGUGGUUAUCAAGAGUUAAUUGUUUUAAAGGGUUAAAGCGAACAUGAAAAGGACCUCUGAAAUCUGUACAAAAAUGAAGACAAUACUUUGUUUUGAGACAUUAUUUAUCACCCAUGCAGUAACCCCUCUAGUUUA